AUGGCUCCGCUGACACGGAAGAAAACUGGAAAGUUUCUGGGCUCGGCCCUGAACAUCACCAACCGCUACCGGGUCAACAGUAGCAGCUUGAGCAAAGUGAGCCUCGCCAUUACGAAUCUGAAAGUGAUCCAGAACGCACCGUUGCCGCCGCCGAUCAGUGCGAUGCUUGCGUCGGACAUUCCGCCCGUGUGCAAGUUCCUGCCGUCGUAUCGGCUCUGCUCGCGUAAUCCUUUCAACCGUGAGGCGUGCGAAGUAAUAAUGCGCGAGUCACUGGAUAAGUCGUUGCAGGGCGUGGAAUACAGCUCGUACUUUGCGCCUUCCUUGUGCCAGCAGAUCUGCGAGGACAUUAAGUCGCGCGUCAAGGAGCUUAAGUUUGACAGUUGUAUACCUAGCUAUUCACGAUUUCGACCUGGCAAGGGUUAA
This is a messenger RNA of Anopheles cruzii, 423 nucleotides long. RefSeq lists its product as uncharacterized. Lineage: Eukaryota; Metazoa; Arthropoda; Insecta; Diptera; Culicidae. The record is from RefSeq and is a predicted model, not a curated record. The transcript is spliced from 2 exons. The coding region runs from base 1 to 423 and encodes 140 amino acids.